AUGGCGUCCUCCGGAGCCGGCGGGAAGUCCUCGAGGUCCGCCAUCGUGGCCGACACGGCCAGCGGGCACCACCUCCUAACCAUCCACGGCUACUCCUGCACCAACGUUCCCACCGGACAGAAGAUCAGUUCCCAGCCCUUCCAACUCGGCGGCCACCGCUGGCGGAUCGACUACUACCCCAACGGCAUAACCUCGGCGGUCGCGGAUUACGUCUCCCUCUCCCUAAUCCUCGCUGAAGAUGUCAAGGCGGCGGUGAACGCCAAGCACAGCUUCUGCCUAGCCGGGGAGCCGGAGCAAAGGCAAGUCGGGCGGCUAAGGUCCGCGCCGGUGGUCACAUACUCGUCCAGGGGGUGUUGCUUCUUCAACCGCUACUCCACCUUCAUCAGAAGGGAGGACCUGCUCAAGUCCAAGAACCUAAAGAACGACUCGUUCACCGUCCGGUGUGAUAUCGUCGUCGUCCAUGGUUACCGCGCCGAGGAGGCUUACGUCUCUGUGCCCCCAUGCGACCUGCGGAGGGACCUUGGCAAGCUCCUUGAGACCGAGAAAGGCACCGACGUGGUGUUCGAGGUUGAUGGCGAGACCGUCGCGGCGCACUGGUGUGUGCUCGCGGCCCGCUCUCCGGUCUUCGCAGCUGAGCUCUUCGGACCAAUGAAGGAGGGCAAGGCCGACGAAGGCGGCAUCGUGCGUGUGGAAGACAUGAAUGUGGAGGUGUUCAAGGCGCUGCUCUGUUUCGCGUACACAGGAUCGUUGCCUGAGAUGCACAAGGAAGAGGAAGACGUCACCUGCCAGCAUCUGCUCGUCGUGGCUGACAGGUUUGACAUGGGGCGGCUGAAGCUGAUAUGUGAGGAGAAGCUGUGUGGGUACAUCGACGUAGGCACGGUGGCAACUAUCCUUACGCUGGCUGAGCAGCACCACUGUGAGGGGCUGAAGAAGGCGUGCUUCGAUUUUCUUGCCGCUCCGACAAAUCUGAGGGCCGCCUUGGCCAGUGACGGCUUACAACAUCUGAGUGCGAGCAGCCCGUCUCUUAUGGCUGAGCUCAUGACCAGGUCCUUGCAGCAUUAG
This is a messenger RNA of Aegilops tauschii subsp. strangulata, 1062 nucleotides long. Its product is annotated as BTB/POZ and MATH domain-containing protein 1-like. Gene Ontology annotation, molecular function: protein binding. Lineage: Eukaryota; Viridiplantae; Streptophyta; Magnoliopsida; Poales; Poaceae. The record is from RefSeq and is a predicted model, not a curated record. Gene Ontology annotation, biological process: protein ubiquitination.